Messenger RNA from Magnolia sinica, 5083 nucleotides. Its product is annotated as clustered mitochondria protein. Bases 166 to 4500 code for a protein of 1444 amino acids. NCBI's taxonomy places the organism in Eukaryota, Viridiplantae, Streptophyta, Magnoliopsida, Magnoliales, Magnoliaceae. Gene Ontology annotation, molecular function: protein binding. The record is from RefSeq and is a predicted model, not a curated record. Gene Ontology annotation, cellular component: cytoplasm. The transcript has 29 exons. Gene Ontology annotation, biological process: organelle organization.
AACUAGGGAAAGGGAAAUUAUAAGAGAGAGAGCUGAGAUGGAUUUUCCUUUUCUAAAUUAGCUAACGCCCGCUCUCUCUCUUCCCAUCAUCUCUCAUUUCAUUUCCAAGCGCCGCCACCGUUUCUUCCCUUUUCCUCACUACCUCGAGCUAAGCCAGGGGUAGAAAUGGCAGGGAAAUCCAACAAAGGAAGAAAUAGAGGAAAAUGGUCGAAUGGCACAAAUUCUUCGGAACCAGCCACGAACUCGCUCACUUCGUCGGCAGCCUUGAAAGAUAAAUCUAGCACCGUCGAAUCAUCUCAGGCUGAUGCGGUUGGAGUAGAGAUUCCUAAUUCAGGGGAUAAGCCCUCAGCAAUAGCUGAGUCAGCUGAUACCAAGCCGGAGGCAGCGGAUGCGCCAUCAGCGACCUCAGGCAAUCGAACUAAGCAGGCCGAAGGUGAUCUUCAUCUCUAUCCUGUUUCUGUCAAAACACAAUCUGGUGAAAAGCUAGAGUUACAGUUAAAUCCAGGAGAUUCUGUUAUGGAUUUGAGACAGUUCCUUCUUGAUGCUCCGGAGACCUGUUUCUUUACGUGUUAUGAUUUGAUACUGCACACAAAGGAUGGCUCAGUUCAUCAUCUGGAAGAUUACAACGAAAUUUCUGAAGUUGCAGAUAUUACUGCUGGUGGUUGUUCUUUGGAGAUGGUUGCCACAUUUUAUGAUGAUAGAUCUGUAAGGUCUCAGGUCCGCCGUGCCAGAGAAUUGCUUUCUUUCUCAACUCUUCAUGCCUCUUUAUCAACAUCACUUGCAUUGCAACAUGAGACAACACAACAAAAGCCUACAGAUGCCAUGAAAUCUGAAGUCCCGGAGCUUGACGGUCUGGGUUUUUUGGAGGAUGUUACUGGUUCACUUGGCAAUUUGAUGUCAUCUUUAUCUAAAGAGAUCAAAUGCGUGGACAGCAUUGUUUUUUCUUCAUUUAAUCCUCCUCCAAGUUACAGGAGGCUUGUUGGGGAUUUGAUUUAUUUGGAUGUGGUGACUUUAGAGGGAAAUAAGCUUUGCAUCACAGGAACCACAAAGACAUUUUAUGUGAAUUCAAGCACAGGAAAUAUACUAGACCCUAGGCCAGCUAAGCCUACUUUUGAGGCGACCACACUUAUCGGUCUCCUGCAAAAGAUUAGCUCAAAGUUCAAGAAAGGUUUUCGUGAAAUUUUGGACCGGAAGGCCUCUGCACACCCUUUUGAAAAUGUUCAAUCUCUGUUGCCAGCUAAUUCAUGGCUAGGAGUAUAUCCUAUACCGGAUCACAAAAGGGAUGCGGCUAGAGCAGAAGAUGCACUGGCCCUUUCAUAUGGCAGUGAGCUAAUCGGCAUGCAGCGAGAUUGGAAUGAGGAAUUACAGUCCUGCCGGGAGUUUCCUCAUUCGUCUCUUCAGGAAAGGAUAUUGCGUGAUAGAGCUCUUUAUAAAGUAACUUGUGACUUUGUCGAUGCUGCAAUUAGUGGUGCAGUUGGAGUAAUCAGCAGAUGUAUACCCCCCAUUAAUCCAACUGAUCCGGAGUGCUUCCAUAUGUAUGUACACAACAAUAUAUUCUUCAGCUUUGCGGUGGAUGCAGACCUUGGGCAGAUGUCCAAAGAAAAUGCAUCAAGUGUCAAAUUCAAGUCCGGAGAGGAUGCAGAACAUCGUGAGAAUGCGGAAUCUUUACCUGAUUCAUCGGACAAGGCUUCCAAUCAUGGGACUGGCAAUGAGUCAAAAAUGCAGAAAUACGAGGGCUCAAAAGUGGAGGAGCUUAAUGGUGUCUCUGAUGUGGCCUCUGAUACAUCUGCUGAGGCACAGGUGGCUGACAAUGAGCAGGCCACAUACGCUUCUGCAAAUAAUGAUUUGAAAGGAACCAGAGCUUACCAGGAAGCUGAUGUUCCUGGUCUAUACAAUCUUGCUAUGGCAAUAAUUGAUUACAGGGGACAUAGAGUAGUAGCACAGAGCAUUAUACCUGGUAUUCUCCAAGGAGAUAAAUCAGACUCUCUUCUUUAUGGUUCUGUCGACAAUGGCAGGAAAAUUUGCUGGAAUGAAGCAUUUCAUUCCAAGGUACUAGAGGCUGCUAAGCGCCUCCAUUUGAAGGAACACACAGUCCUAGAUGGAUCUGGAAAUGCCGUCAGAUUAGCUGCACCUGUGGAAUGCAAGGGAAUUGUUGGCAGUGAUGACCGGCAUUAUCUUUUGGACUUGAUGCGGGUAACCCCUCGGGAUGCAAAUUACACUGGGCCAAGGUCACGAUUUUGUGUUCUGAGGCCUGAACUUGUUGCUGCUUUUUGCCAGGCUGAAGCUGCAGAGAGGUCAAAAUCUGUGUCUAAAACUGAUGGAGAGGUCUCAGUGACACGGGAUUCUGAACAUGUUACUAGUGCUGAUGCAGGGGUGAGUAUUGAGACAAACGCGUUGGAGACUGCUUCCUGCUCCCAGGAUACAAAGGAAGAAGAGCAUAUUAAGGCUGUCCAAAAAUGUGAUUCUACACCUGCUGAAAGUGACAAAUCAUGUGAGGAAGUGCUGCUGAAUCCUAACGUCUUUACUGAAUUCAAGCUGGCUGGCAGUCAAGAGGAGAUAGCUGCAGAUGAAGCAAGUGUCAGGAAAGCUGGCAAGUAUCUUAUAGAUGUCAUUCUUCCUAAGUUCAUCCAAGAUCUUUACACACUCGAGGUAGCACCCAUGGAUGGUCAAACAUUAACUGAAGCACUCCAUGCUCAUGGAAUAAAUGUCCGUUAUAUUGGAAAAGUAGCUGAUAUGACCAAACAUUUACCUCACAUAUGGGAUCUUUGUGUCACUGAGAUUGUUGUUAGGUCUGCGAAACAUAUUCUCAAGGAGGUUUUGAGUGAGUCACAGGAUCAUGAUCUUGGGCCUGCAGUUUCACACUUCUUUAAUUGCUUUCUUGGACAUAGCUUUGCUGCUGGCACAAAAGGAAGUGCUAACAAUAUGCAGUCAAGAACCAAUAAGAAGGACCAAGGAAGUCAUCGAUCUUCAGGAAAAUCUUUCAGGGGGCAGACGAGGUGGAACCAUGGAUCAUCUACAAGAAAGAACCAAUCUGCAUACAUGCAUAUCACGUCUGAAAGUCUGUGGUCUGACAUUCAGGAGUUUGCAAAAUUCAAAUAUCAGUUUGAAUUGCCAGAGGAUGCAAGGUUGUGGGUAAAAAAAGUUUCAGCCAUUCGAAAUCUAUGCCAAAAGGUUGGCAUAACCAUUGCAGCACGCAAAUAUGACCUUGAUGCUGCAGCCCCCUUCCAAGCUUUAGAUAUUUUGAAUCUCCAGCCAGUGGUGAAGCAUUCAGUUCCAGUAUGUUCAGAAGCUAGGGAUCUUGUAGAAACAGGGAAGGUCCGAUUGGCGGAGGGAAUGCUUAAUGAAGCCUACACAUUAUUUUCUGAUGCAUUUUCUAUACUUCAACAAGUUACUGGUCCAAUGCAUCGAGAGGUUGCUAAUUGCUGCCGAUAUCUAGCUAUGGUUCUAUAUCAUGCGGGAGACAUGGCAGGAGCCAUAAUGCAACAGCAUAAAGAACUGAUCAUAAAUGAGCGUUGUCUUGGUUUGGAUCAUCCUGACACUGCUCACAGUUACGGCAACAUGGCUCUUUUCUACCAUGGCCUCAACCAAACGGAGCUUGCACUACGGCACAUGUCCCGUACAUUACUCCUACUAGGUUUAUCAUGUGGGCCAGAUCAUCCCGAUGUUGCUGCAACUUUCAUAAAUGUAGCAAUGAUGUAUCAGGAUAUUGGAAGGAUGAAUGUCGCUUUGCGUUAUCUUCAAGAGGCCUUGACAAAGAAUGAGCGGCUUCUUGGCCAGGAACACAUUCAAACUGCAGUUUGCUACCAUGCCCUUGCAAUUGCUUUCAACUGUAUGAGCACAUACAAGCUCUCUCUCCAGCAUGAAAAGAAAACAUAUGAUAUACUUGUCAAGCAACUCGGGGAGGAGGAUUCAAGGACGCGGGACUCACAAAAUUGGAUAAAGACAUUUCAAAUGCGUGAGCAGCAGGUAAUUGCGCAGAAACAGAAAGGGCAAGCAGUGAAUGCAGCUUCUACUCAGAAGGCUAUAGAUAUUUUGAGGGCGCACCCGGACCUUGUACAGGCAUUCCAGGCUGCAGCUGGAGGAUCUGGAAAUGCUGGGUCAUCAGUUAACAAAUCCGUUAAUGCAGCGAUAAUUGGUGAAACCCUUGCUCGGGGAAGGGGAGUCGACGAGCGGGCCACCCGAAGAGCAGCCGAGAUCAGGAAGAAAGCAGCAGCAAGAGGUCUCCGUGUACGCCCACUUGGGACUCCCGUGCAAGGUUUGCCACCGUUUGCACAGCUCCUCAACAUCUUCAACCCCGGGGUGAUGCCAGAAGCUCCAAGUGACGCACAAGUGGAUGAAUCAAAGAAAGAAACUAAUGGCCCCACCAUGAAUGGGAUGGAAAGUGGUAAAGAAAAUGGAUCUGCUGAGUGCAAGGAAGACCCGGCCCCUGUUGGAUUGGGCACUGGUUUAGCCUCCUUGGAUUCAAAGAAGCAGAAAGUGAAAGCAAAGGCCGCAGCUUGAAUUCAAUGUCGCAAAAGAAACCACAAGUAGGCAGCUGAGUUUUGGAUGCCAGUGGAAGUUUUUAGGAUUGUGCUACAGUCGUUCGCGAAUUACUGCCAAUUGGAGGGUAGUUUGGGUCGAGUUGAGUGGUGUGCGGUCAUUUCCUUAUUUAUAUUGCUGGUUUUGCAAUCAUCCUAACAUGGCCUUUUCAUAGGAUUAAUGAGAACGGGGAGCUGCAAAAGGUGGGGGAAGAUCUUACGAUUUUGGUCAUACUUGUAUGGUUAGGAUCCUAGGAAGAACCAUCAACACAUCCAAAGUCUAGGUAUAAUCUGUGAAUAAUCAGCUAAUAUGCUGAUUAGUUAGAUGCUCAAAGGUGGGCCUUGGUUCCUUGAUGAAAUAAAACUAUAAAAUGAAGGUAAGUUAGGUGACUGCACCAUGUAUAUGGGAGCAUGCUUUGUUGAAAGAAGUUACACUCGGUAUAUUGUCCGGCGCAUAUCAGCCCACACUUGUUGAAGAGCUUUCAUUGUUUUUUGAGUUCACUUUUUGGUGGAAAUUAAAAUUAAAGAGAGUGAUUUUCAUGAAAAAAUCACAUUUAAAUUUUCGC